AAAAAUAAUGCUAUUCGUAAAACGUUAAAAAUGCCGCCGCUGCUUUUCCAUUUAUACCCCAAGCCUUCUUCCUCUCUCUCAACGCUCUUCCUCUUCCCUUCCUCUUUCUCCCUCUCCGCCCUCCGCCUUCGUAGUUCUUCGGAAUCCCCGGCAUCCCUUGCAUGCCUCGUCAGCUCCAGAACCGGUGUUAGUGUUGUUGUUUCCAUGGACUCGACCUCGCCGGACCUUGCCCUGUCCGUCGACUCUGUGGCGAACGAUUUGAAGAACCAGAACCUCAGAAGCGAUGAUGGGAAUGAUAGGAAGAGGCUCGGGUUGAAUCUUGAAGAUCUGAACUGGGACCACUCCUUUGUCAGAGAAUUGCCUGGUGACCCGAGAACCGAUAACAUGCCACGAGAGGUAUUGCAUGCUUGUUAUACCAAAGUGUUGCCGUCGGCUGAAGUGGAGGGCCCUCAACUUGUUGCCUGGUCAGAAUCGGUUUCUGAGUUGCUAGAUUUGGAUCCUCAAGAAUUUGAAAGGCCAGAUAUCCCUUCUUUAUUUUCCGGUGCAUCUACAAUGGUGGGAGCAUUGCCCUAUGCUCAAUGCUAUGGAGGACAUCAAUUUGGCAUGUGGGCUGGACAGCUGGGUGAUGGUCGGGCAAUAACGCUUGGAGAGAUAAUCAAUUCGAGGUCUGAAAGAUGGGAACUGCAGCUUAAGGGAGCUGGGAAGACUCCUUACAGCCGGUUUGCAGAUGGCCUUGCAGUUCUCCGUAGUAGCAUCAGGGAAUUCCUUUGCAGUGAAGCAAUGCAUAGUCUGGGAAUUCCAACUACUCGUGCCCUGUGUCUUGUCACAACGGGAAAACAUGUGACACGAGACAUGUUUUAUGAUGGCAAUCCGAAGGAAGAACCUGGGGCAAUUGUUUGCAGAGUUGCCCAAUCCUUCCUACGCUUUGGAUCAUACCAAAUACAUGCCAUUAGAGGGAAAGAGGACCUUAGCAUCGUUCGUGCUUUGGCUGACUAUGCAAUCAGACACCAUUUUCCUCAUAUAGAAACCAUGAAUAGAAGUGAGAGUUUAUCUUUCAGCACAGGCAACGAGGAUCAUUCGGUUGUGGAUCUAACAUCAAACAAGUAUGCAGCUUGGGCAGUGGAGGUUGCUGAGCGUACUGCUACCUUGAUUGCGAGCUGGCAGGGGGUUGGUUUUACACAUGGUGUGCUGAAUACUGACAAUAUGAGCAUUUUGGGUCUCAGCAUUGAUUAUGGUCCUUUUGGAUUUUUGGAUGCUUUUGAUCCUAGUUACACACCGAAUACCACAGAUCUUCCUGGUAGACGAUACUGUUUUGCAAAUCAGCCUGAUAUUGGACUAUGGAAUAUUGGAAAGUUCACAUCAACUCUAUCGACUGCCCAGUUGAUAGAUGAUAAAGAGGCUAACUAUGCCAUGGAAAGAUACGGAACCAAAUUUAUGGAUGAGUAUCAAGCUAUAAUGACUAAAAAACUUGGCCUCCCAAAGUACAAUAAACAAUUGAUCAGUAAACUUCUAAAUAAUAUGGCUGUUGACAAAGUAGAUUACACAAAUUUCUUUCGGGUUCUUUCAAAUAUUAAAGCUGAUCCCAGCAUUCCUGAAAAAGAGUUGUUGGUACCACUGAAGGUUGUUUUGUUAGAUAUUGGCAAGGAGCGGAAGGAGGCAUGGAUAAUCUGGGUGAAAUCUUACAUUGAGGAGCUGGCUGCUAGUGGCAUCUCAGAUGAGGAGAGGAAGGUGAAGAUGGAUGGAGUAAACCCUAAAUAUGUACUCAGGAACUAUCUAUGCCAGAGUGCCAUUGAUGCAGCUGAAAUUGGUGAUUUUGGAGAGGUCCGAAGGCUUCUUAAAUUAAUGGAGCGGCCAUAUGAUGAGCAACCAGGAAUGGAAAAAUAUGCUCGCUUGCCCCCUGCUUGGGCUUAUAGGCCUGGUGUUGGCAUGCUUUCUUGUUCCUCAUGAGUUGCCUGUGUUGCUCAUAAUAUCAUAUUGGUACCAAAAAAAGAGUGUGACCUUUUUUUUUGGCCCUUUUCAUUUUUGCUAUUUAGAUGAAUUCUUGUAUAUGAUAGUCAAAAAGUCAUCAUCUCCCACAAUAGAUUGAGGAAGUUGUAUACCCUUGAGAAAUUACUCUUUUUUUUUU
Carya illinoinensis is the source of this 2125-nucleotide messenger RNA. RefSeq names its product protein adenylyltransferase SelO-like. The coding region runs from base 31 to 1947 and encodes 638 amino acids. The transcript is spliced from 8 exons. The record is from RefSeq and is a predicted model, not a curated record. Lineage: Eukaryota; Viridiplantae; Streptophyta; Magnoliopsida; Fagales; Juglandaceae.